GGAGGGGGUCGAGGCAACAUUGAGCCCAGCGUGGGAAAGCGGCGGCCAGAGCGAGCUCACCGUGCAGCGCAGAGCCACCGACACUCGCUCCGGCUGUCUGGGAAAAGCGCUCGGUGCUGCUGCUGCUGUUAGUGCUGCUGGUGGGGGCACAUGGACGCACGGGCGGACCGGGAGUACAACUAGCCAAGCGGAGAAUAGGAGCGUAGGAAUACGAGCUUUGGUUCGCGCGUGUGUGUGUCAGUGUGUGUGUGUGUGUGUGUGUGUGUGUGUGUGUGUGUGUGUGUGCUGCAGUGAUAGAGGAUGGGGGGUUAAAGCGCUGCAGCCUCUGACUACCUGUGUGGCCCCGCUUGGACACCGUGGGAUGUAGAAAGGGGGAGAAAAUACACUCCUGCUGCUUCUUCAUUGCAGUUUGGAAAACGCCAACGCUUCAAUACAGUCUAGUUUUCUGUGAGAAACUUAAAGGGCAGUCCACGUGCCAGCAGCAGCGCUCUCUCGAUCAUGGCUUUGUGAAAGAGCUUGGCUUGUUUCGGGAUUUCCCCCUGUGCUAAUAGGGCUGCACCCUUGAAUAGCUUAAAAGCAAACCACUCAGACAAGAUGGACAGAGAAGAACUGAACCAGCAGUACGAGCCGGUGGCUGAGAUCGGAGAGGGUGCGUACGGGAAGGUGUAUAAGGCGCGCGACCUGAAGAACGGGCGCUUCGUGGCUCUGAAACGGGUGCGUGUGCAGACUGAGGAAGAGGGCAUGCCGCUGUCCACCAUACGUGAAGUGGCAGUACUGAGGCAGCUCGAGUCCUUCGAGCACCCCAAUGUGGUCAGGUUGUUCGAUGUCUGCACAGUUUCUAGAACUGAUCGGGAGACAAAACUGACUCUGGUCUUCGAGCAUGUGGAUCAAGACUUGACGACAUACUUGGAGAAAGCACCUGAUCCAGGAGUGCCACCUGAAACCAUUAAGGAUAUGAUGUACCAACUGCUUCAGGGUCUGGACUUUCUGCAUUCACACCGUGUGGUUCAUAGAGACCUGAAGCCCCAGAACAUUCUGGUCACCAGUGGAGGACAGAUCAAACUGGCUGACUUCGGUCUGGCACGCAUAUACAGUUUUCAGAUGGCGCUUACUUCAGUGGUGGUCACUUUAUGGUAUCGUGCUCCAGAGGUGCUUCUGCAGUCCAGCUAUGCCACUCCAGUGGAUCUGUGGAGUGUGGGCUGCAUCUUUGCUGAGAUGUUCAGAAGAAGACCCCUUUUCCGUGGAAACUCGGAUGUUGACCAAUUAGGCAAGAUUUUUGAUGUGGUUGGAGUUCCUUCCCCGGAAGACUGGCCCCAGGAAGUAGGUUUGCCUCAGAGUGCCUUCCCCCCUCGCCCUUCUCAACCAAUAGAAGACCUGGUGCCAGAUAUGGAUGAGCUGGGAAAAUCCCUUCUACUUCGAUUCCUGUCAUUCAACCCAGCUCGGAGGAUAUCCGCAUAUGAAGCUCUGUCUCAUCCAUACUUCCAAAGUCUGGAUAGCACCAGCAAGAGUCUGUAUGCUCAACCCAUUCCUAGCAAAAAGCCCAUCCUGGAGGAAAGAGCUGCUUAAAAGACUGUUUUAAUACAGAUUCACCAGCACAGACCCUAAGCCUGUUUUAAACUUGUCUUCCAUCGCCAUGUUACAUGCUGCUUUUAGGUUUUAAGUAUUAGAGCAAAUCUUGGUCGAUGCAUUUUCACUGCAGCAGGCCUUUUCUGUCACUGCCCAGGACAUGUAAAGAAUGUCAGAAGCUGCUUCACUGCCUACCUUCCUACAUUGGAAGUCCCUCUAUUCAGAGUAAACUCCACUGCCACAUACCUGAUACGGAGGCUGCUACACCACAAUGCCAGGGAUUGCUUUGGUUUACCAGUGUUGUCAUGAUGAAACUGCCAGAACUCGGUCACUGCCUCGACUCAUCAAGCUCACUGCCUUCGACUGACCCAAUCUCACACGUACAUCCUGGAAAAACUGUAAAACUGUUGUCAUCAUGCUUUUUAACUUCCUAUAAUCAUGGGUCUAAUCAUUUUGUGUAAUUGCCUGUCACCACAAAGCUAAUGCUCAUCUGUGUGGACCUUCAUGGCAUUAAUUACCAAUUUCCAGUGUCAAAGCUUUGGUGACAGUGUCCACUAUGGACAGACCCAACACUGUGGGCUGGGUUUCUACCCAUAGACUAAGCCUAGCACCAAUCAACAGUUUAGUCCAAGUCAAGAACUGAACUUUGUUUGAAAAAAUGGCUCAGAUAUUAUACAUUUGCAAGAGAAGUUUAAACAAUUUAAAAUGGAUUUCUGCAUUAAUUACUCAUAAAAUGUUGUUUGAUUUUUUUCCAAGUCUUGAAAAUGGAUAAACCAUUUUGGAUAAACUAAUGACACACGAACAAUUGUACUUUUUAUGUCUUUUUUUAAACACAUGGAUUAAUUGUUCACAAUACAGGUUUAAAAUAUAUUUAAAUGGAUUAGCAUCAAUGUCCAGCUUCUGAUUAGAUACUUAAUGGUGAUGAGAAAUUUUGGACCAUUUUAAUGAAUACAUUGUUUCCUCAAAAAUUACAAGCUAUCCUGGCAACUUAUAAAGAAAAUCAACCUCAAACCAAGAUGCAUCCACCACUAUACCUCACAGUUGGGUUGAGGUUGAGUCUGCAGUGCCUUGUGCAUUUCUGCUUAUUAAAUCGUUCUGUCUUUCUUUUUGGAAAGCACUGUUUUUCCCAAAGUGGCCUUCCACUAUUUUAAAUAGUAGGAACAUAAAUAGGGACUUAGCAAGCUCUAAAGAUUUUAGCCUAUUUUUGCAGGUCUUUUGCUUUUAACACAUGCUACUUUCACAUCCUUCUGCAUUGCACACUGUGCCAUUCAUAUCAUCAUUGGUGGAAGGCUGACUUUGAAUUGAGAGUAGCACUUUAAAUUUGAAGGGUUCCUUCAUCUGUAGACAGGUUGUCAGGAUUAGCACCCUCUUAGAUAAUAAAAAAUUGUCUUUUCAGCUUUAUGCUGCUCUAAAUUUUAACAGGACAAUACACAAAUUACACCUCCAAUCUCCACCAUAUCAUUCAUUUGGAAUGCUUGACCUCUGAAGAAGUCAAUUGCCCAGAGCUUUUUAUACUUUUGCUAUCGUGACCUGUAAUUGAUAGCUAUUGUAUUAAAUAAAGACAUAAAAAGUACACUCAUCUGUGUGUUUAGGUAGAUUGUUAUGAGUAAUUAGAAUA
Messenger RNA from Trichomycterus rosablanca, 3184 nucleotides. It is a transcript of the gene cdk6, whose product is annotated as cyclin dependent kinase 6. The record is from RefSeq and is a predicted model, not a curated record. Bases 595 to 1566 code for a protein of 323 amino acids. The transcript is spliced from 8 exons. Gene Ontology annotation, biological process: regulation of G2/M transition of mitotic cell cycle; regulation of cell population proliferation; cell dedifferentiation. Lineage: Eukaryota; Metazoa; Chordata; Actinopteri; Siluriformes; Trichomycteridae. Gene Ontology annotation, molecular function: ATP binding; cyclin binding; cyclin-dependent protein serine/threonine kinase activity. Gene Ontology annotation, cellular component: cytoplasm; nucleus; cyclin-dependent protein kinase holoenzyme complex.